GGCAAUGGCGGCGCUCGGGAAUCUGACUGGUCGCAGGUGGUUUUCGGCUUUGGCGCUCGGAGUGACUCUCCUCAAAUGCCUUCUCAUCCCCACCUAAUACCCAACAAUUUUCCAGAAGGAUUUCUGACCUCCAGUGAAGUGAAGUGUUUCAGGAUUACAUAAUACCUGUUAAUGUGUGUCUCUAAAAGACAGUGAGCUGUGACUGCUUAGGGAGUGUGAGUCUGUUUAAAAGCAUAAUUAUGGAAAUGUGAAAUUGAUAAAUAUUGCAAAAUCUCAUUUUACUCAUCUAAUUGUUUUGGGUAGCCAUUCCACAGAUUUUGAAGUACACCGAAACUGGCUUGCUAUCACUCACAGUUUGCCAAUAUCACAGUGGUAUUAUGAGGAAACUUCAGAGUGGACCUUGGAUUACCCCCCUUUUUUUGCAUGGUUUGAGUAUGUACUGUCACAUGUUGCCAAAUAUUUUGAUCAAGAAAUGCUGAAUACCCAUAAUCUGAAUUACUCCAGCUCAAGGACCUUACUUUUCCAGAGAUUUUCCGUCAUCUUUACAGAUGCACUCUUUGUGUAUGCUGUCCAUGAGUGCUGUAAAUGGAUUGAUGGAAAAAAAGCCAGUAAAGAACUUACAGAGAAGCCAAAGUUUAUUCUGUCAGUAUUACUGCUGUGGAACUUUGGACUGUUAAUUGUGGACCAUAUUCAUUUCCAGUACAAUGGCUUUUUAUUUGGAUUAAUGCUGCUUUCCAUUGCACGAUUAUUUCAGAAAAGGCAUCUGGAAGGAGCAUUUCUUUUUGCUGUUCUCCUACAUUUCAAGCACAUUUACCUCUACGUAGCACCAGCUUAUGGUGUAUAUCUGCUACGAUCUUACUGUUUCACUGCAAAUAAACCAGAUGGGUCCAUCCGACGGAACAGUUUCAGCUUUGUCCGUUUUAUUUCCCUGGGGCUGAUUGUUUGCCUAGUUUCUGCUCUUUCGUUGGGUCCUUUCCUAGCCUUGAACCAGCUGCCUCAAGUCUUUUCACGACUUUUCCCUUUCAAGAGGGGCCUCUGCCAUGCAUACUGGGCUCCAAAUUUCUGGGCUUUGUACAAUGCUUUGGACAAAGUGCUGUCUAUCAUUGGUUUGCAGUUGAAACUUCUUGAUCCCAAAAAGAUUCCCAAGGCCUCCAUGACAAGUGGUUUGGUUCAGCAGUUCCAGCACGCAGUCCUCCCCUCUGUGACUCCCUUGGCAACCCUCAUCUGCACGCUGAUUGCCAUAUUGCCCUCUAUUUUCUGUCUUUGGUUUAAACCCCAAGGGCCCAGAGGCUUUCUCCGAUGUCUGAUUCUUUGUGCCUUGAGCUCCUUCAUGUUUGGGUGGCACGUCCAUGAAAAAGCCAUACUCCUAGCAGUUCUCCCAAUGAGCCUUCUGUCUGUGGGAAAAGCAGGAGACGCUUCAAUUUUUCUGAUUCUGACCACAACAGGACAUUAUUCCCUCUUCCCUCUGCUCUUCACUGCACCAGAACUUCCCAUUAAAAUCUUACUCAUGUUACUAUUCACCAUCUACAGUAUUUCCUCACUGAAGACUCUAUUCAGAAAAGAAAAACCUCUUUUUAAUUGGAUGGAAACUUCCUACCUCCUUGGCCUGGGGCCUCUGGAAGUCUGCUGUGAAUUUAUAUUCCCUUUCACCUCCUGGAAGCUGAAGUACCCCUUCAUCCCUUUGUUACUGACCUCAGUGUAUUGUGCAGUAGGCAUCACAUAUGCUUGGUUCAAACUGUACAUUUCAGUAUUAACUGACCCUCUUGUCCUCAAGACAAAGAAGCAAUGAAUAAAGGAACUGUUUGAAUGUAUUCCAAGCAAUUAUUUCAUGGGAAAUUAAUCAGAAGUUGAAGAAAGUUGCUGGUGGCAUGAGCCAUUCAUUUCAUUAGGUCUGUCCAGAGGACCAUUCUUCCAAAUUUGGCCUUGCCCAGUCUAGCAACCUGAUUGUCACCAUGGUGAGAAGCCACUCGUCCUCCAUAAGCAGUGAAAUGCAUCUGAAACAAAUCUUGCCUUCCCCUGUUAAAAUUAUCUGAGACUAUUCAAUCUGCUCUGCUUGCUCAAGGCAAACAAUGAGUCUGAUUAACAGCAUAAUUAUAUGUAGCCUGUGGUAACCACUGUCAGAUUAUAAAGCAUAAUUAGAAACAUGUGCUAAGGGAAAUGUAAAUAAAAUACCAUUUUAUAUUUCUGCACAAUAAUUUUUGGGUCAUUACCAGCUCCUACAUUUCCUAUUGGCGUCCUCACAAGCAAGUGGUAUUCUGUUCCCAUUCUGUACACCUUGUUCCCAGAGAUUUUUUUUCAUUGAAAUUAUACAAUGACAACACUCAAAAAGCCAGGGAGGGGUAUUUAAUGAACUGGUUUGGCCAGGCAGCAGAAACUACAAAUUAUAGCUACACUCAUAUUGAGUUAGGGACAUCUUGUACAAUUCAUUUGUUCUAACAGCAAGCACUGCAAUUUUGUUAGUCUACCACUUUCUAGACCUUUGCUAAUGACUUCAAAACCAAGUGAAGUAACUGAAGUGGUUUCUGCAGUCUUGUCUCGUCUUCUCCCUUCCAUAAGAGUACUUCAUGCAUACUUUUUGUCCGGGACUCCAGUUUGCCUAAUAUCUGCUCCCACUGUGCCAGUGAUCUACUUCUACUAUUAACAGCUGUUAUACUUGAUUGUGUUUAUCUGUUUUCCCCAGAAGACUUUGAAAUUCCAGAGCUGAGACCCUACUUGUCUUGAUAGUCCCAGUGUUUGGCACAGUUGAAUGCAUGAAGCACACUGCACUGGCCAUAAUUAAAAUCUAAAUGUUUCAAGCAUUAGCACAAGCGACC
Molecule: messenger RNA, 2813 nt
Organism: Trichechus manatus latirostris (Florida manatee)
Lineage: Eukaryota; Metazoa; Chordata; Mammalia; Sirenia; Trichechidae
Gene: ALG8
Product: ALG8 alpha-1,3-glucosyltransferase
Exons: 13
Coding region: 473-1789 (438 amino acids)
Biological process (GO): protein N-linked glycosylation
Cellular component (GO): endoplasmic reticulum membrane
Molecular function (GO): dolichyl pyrophosphate Glc1Man9GlcNAc2 alpha-1,3-glucosyltransferase activity
Source: RefSeq, a predicted model, not a curated record